AUGCUCACUCGUGAUAGAUCUAAAACAAAGGUUCUAGCAGAUGAAAUUGGCGCAUGGCAUCUUGAUAUCAGUAUAGAUGGUGUUAUUUCUGCACUUCUGACGCUGUUUCAAGCAGUGACAGGAAAACGACCACGAUAUAAGAUAGAUGGAGGAUCUAAUGCUGAGAACUUAGGUCUGCAAAACAUUCAAGCACGAAUCCGAAUGGUGCUGGCUUUUAUGUUUGCAUCACUUCUACCUUGGGUUCAUAACAAACCUGGGUUUUAUCUUGUUCUGGGUAGUUCCAAUGUGGAUGAAGGAUCGGAGAGGGUAUACCCAACAACAACUUGACGAGGUCCGCAUUGAAGUAGCCGACUACUUACAGACUCUGCUGUAGGUUCUGACCAGUUUCUUGAUUUUGAGUUAGGCUAGCUUUUAAUUAACUUUUUUGUAGCAAUUAUGAACAAACAUGAAUACUAAUUGCUAGGCUAGCCUUGUAGUAGGUGAAUUGGGGUUUUAUUUUGCCCAUUUUGUAAACUGUUAAGGAUGAUGAUUUCAGAUAUAAUACUCCAAUAUUCAAAUCACUCUUGUCAACUAUUGAAAUUGCAAUUUAUAACAGCAGCUACAUAUUUUGUGGACAUCA
Rosa rugosa (rugosa rose) is the source of this 619-nucleotide messenger RNA. RefSeq names its product glutamine-dependent NAD(+) synthetase-like. The transcript has 3 exons. Gene Ontology annotation, cellular component: cytoplasm. Gene Ontology annotation, molecular function: glutaminase activity; NAD+ synthase (glutamine-hydrolyzing) activity. Bases 1 to 327 code for a protein of 108 amino acids. Gene Ontology annotation, biological process: NAD+ biosynthetic process. NCBI's taxonomy places the organism in Eukaryota, Viridiplantae, Streptophyta, Magnoliopsida, Rosales, Rosaceae. The record is from RefSeq and is a predicted model, not a curated record.